GCGGGGGAGGUGCUCCCCACAUCCCCUCCACGCUGGCGGAACUGGGCUCUAAGACCAAGAGGAUAGUCAACGCCCGCAGACCAGGCCAAGCGUCGGAGCAAGGCAUGCGUCCUAAGACCCGUAAGAGUCUGUGGUAACCCCUGCUCUGAGUUCCUCGUGAGAUCUCGGGGGUCUUAACGCCCUCGAGACCCGCCCGCGCCCCGCCGGACCCCGGAUUGACUGCUAGUGCUGCGUGUGAGGUUCCACCAGGAGAAGCGGGUGGCGUGGACUGCCAGGCACACAUUUGAUAGAAGAGGCGAAGCACCAAGGACAGUGCCUGACACACGAGGGCACUCGAUAAACACCUACGGUUGUACAGCAUCUGCCUCCUCUGCACAACCCCACCAAAAUGGCCACUUUUGGACACACAUUCCCCUUCUAUGCUGGCCCCAAGCCGACCUUCCCAAUGGACACCACAUUGGCUGUAAUCAUCGCCAUCUUUCUGACUUCACUAAUCAUCUUCAUCAUCAUCCUGCCAGGCAUUCGGGGCAAAAUGAGGCUGUUCUGGAUGCUGCGGGUGGUGACCAGCUUAUUCAUCGGAGCUGUGAUCCUUGCUGCAAAUUUCAGUUCUGAGUGGUCUGUGGGCCAGGUCAGCACCAACAUGUCAUACAAGGCCUUCAGUUCGGAAUGGAUCAGCGCUGAUGUGGGGCUGCAGAUUGGGCUGGGAGGAAUCAACAUCACGCUCACAGGGACCCCAGUGCAGCAGCUGAACGAGAUCAUCAAUUACAACGAGGAGUUCACCUGGCACCUGGGGGAGAACUACGCUGAGGAGUAUGCAGAGGCACUGGAGAAGGGGCUGCCAGACCCCGUGCUCUACCUGGCCGAGAAGUUCAGUCCAAACAGCCCAUGUGGCCUGCAUGGCCAGUACCGCCUGGCAGGACACUACACCUCGGCCACACUGUGGGUGGCAUUCCUCUGCUGGCUGCUGGCCAACGUGAUGCUGUCCAUGCCCGUGCUGGUCUAUGGCAGCCACAUGCUGCUGGCCACAGGCAUCUUCCAGCUGUUGGGACUGUUCUUCUUCUCCAUGGCCACGUCACUCACCCCACCCUGUCCCCUGCGCCUGGGCUCCGCUAUGCUGCACACUCACCGUGGGCCUGCCUUCUGGAUCACACUGACCACAGGACUGCUUUGUGUGCUGCUGGGCCUGGCCAUGGUGGUGGCCCACAGGAUACAGCCCCACAGGCUGAAGGUUUUAUUCAGCCAGAGUGUCGGAGAGCAUGCUGUGCUGGAGGGGAAUCCUGAGGAAGUGGGAUUCCUGAGCCCUCGCUAUCGGUCCACAGCUGAGAGUCCAGAGCCCCAGGACAUUCCUCUGUCAGAGGCUUCCUCUAAGGCACACUGUGAGGAGCACCCCAGAGAGCCCAACUGUGCCCUAUAAGGUUCUUCUCCCUGGUGGCCACCUGGACUUCAUCUGGCUCCAGACUUCACUGAAACGCCCCCACCCCAAUCCACUAGAACUGCCGGCAGGAUGGGCUGUAUCAGGCUCCCAGCCCAAUCUGUGGGUAGAAUAGAAGAAGAGGCUCUACCUAUUAAUGUUAAAAACAAAACGUAACAAAAAUCCCUAAGGUAUUGAACAGACACUGGAGCUGCCCAUAAGCCCUCUUGCCAUGAUAAGACACAGCAGAGGCUGCCCCUGUUUCUGUACGGCAACCCUGCCCUCCUUUGAUGCUUUGUCUCUUUGAGGUGCCAUUUACUGAAACCCAGCUUUGCCCACAUAAUGACAUAUGUGUGUGGGGGGUUACAAUGUGAUGCUCCUACGGUCCCUCUCAUCCCCCUGCAUCUCUUGUGCUCCUUUUUCCUGGGUCCCUUUUGUUCUUCCUUUACUUCCCCAGCUUGUGUGAUCUCUCAGUACAUUGAAAGCACUGCAAGGGAGAAGAAACCAAACUUCUUGUCCCAGGUCUAAUAUUAACUGACUCUGCCACAUCCUCUUGGAGCUACAGUUCUCAAAUUUGCCAAAUAAGAUUGUAGGACUUGCCAACGACCUGAAAAAAAAUCCAAGGAUUUACAUUUUUAUGCCUUGCUGACAUCGACCUUGGUCAUCAGACACUACCCCUUUAGUGAAUAAACUGAAGUUAGUGAAUAA
Camelus dromedarius (Arabian camel) is the source of this 2119-nucleotide messenger RNA. It is a transcript of the gene DUOXA1, whose product is annotated as dual oxidase maturation factor 1. Gene Ontology annotation, biological process: protein transport. Gene Ontology annotation, cellular component: endoplasmic reticulum membrane. The record is from RefSeq and is a predicted model, not a curated record. Bases 389 to 1414 code for a protein of 341 amino acids. Lineage: Eukaryota; Metazoa; Chordata; Mammalia; Artiodactyla; Camelidae. The transcript is spliced from 8 exons.